Linum trigynum is the source of this 4012-nucleotide messenger RNA. Lineage: Eukaryota; Viridiplantae; Streptophyta; Magnoliopsida; Malpighiales; Linaceae. The record is from the annotation of a GenBank genome assembly.
CUAAACAAUAAAAAGUAGUCAAAAUUGAUCUUGUUAGAUUUCUUUUUAUAUUAAAUAAUAUGAUUUUAUAAUUUAUUUUAUUUUUAAAAUGAUAUCAAUGAAGGAAAUUUAUAUUUUUUAAAUAAAUUUAAAAUAUGGUAAGAAUAAUCUUGUAUUUUCAAAACAGCUUUUCGCAUUAGCUCCAGAUUGGAGCUUCUGCUUUUAUGUUAUACAAAAACGCUUUUCAUCUUUUCAAAAACAGAAAAACACUUCUAAAAGCCGGGCCAUCAGCUUUUCUUCCGAACCCUAGCUCCUACGCUUCUGCCUCCAUUUUAAAUGUUCCCGAAACCAAAUUUCUCCUUUUUCCUGAAACUCGCCCGCACGAACCGAUUGAUUAGAGAGAGAAUUAGAGAGAGCGAGAGGCGCCAAAAAGUUCGAGAGUUCUCGCUUCUUCGGUUUGUUGUUCUCUUUUUCCCUUUUCGGUUAGUGGAUGGAGAGGUUGGAAUCGGCGCCGGCGACAACGCCGGAGGAGGUGAAGUAUGUCAGCUGGGAGGAGGUGAAUGCGAGGAGAGAUACAGGGAGGGCAGAGGUUCGAUAUUACCUGAGCCGGAACGACAGAGGUACGGAUCUUGCUGUCGUUGGCAAAGAGAAGAGCUUGAGGCAUAUUUCUUACCGCUACGGCAACCGGAUUCGUUCCCUUUCCGUUUCUAUGGGUCCGCUGUUGAAGCUCGGGACCAGGCGUGAGGUUGUGGAUUGGCUCAACUCGAUUGUUUCAGGUUAGUAACUCGUAAAUUGGAACAAAAGACCCCAGCUUUGGUUUCAAAUUCUCCGAUUAUCUGUUCAUUUCUAGCUUUCUUCGGGAGUUCUCAAGACGUCCGCAUAGAAUUGUCAAAUUUUUGGUUUCUGGGAUGUCCUGGUUUGUCUUGUAAAAAAUAAACCUGUUCAGGAGCUCUUGGUAUUCGUGCUUGUCUAGUAAAAAUUUAGUCUUUCGGUAAUUGGCUCGAGGGAAAAUCUGGACCAGCUGCAUGUGCUAAUUGAGAGGGUUGCAGAUAUUGUUAAAGAGCUGGUAUAUAUUUGAACCAUACAACAGUAGUGAUUCUAGUGAGCAUCAGAUAUUGUUUUUGGUGCCUUUGCUGUAAACUGACUGUGAUCUGGGUUGCAGGGAUGCUUAUUCCAUUUUAAAGAGCUGGUCGAGAGCAUCGGAUCCUCAUGCCCUCAGUAACUAGGUUGUGAAUUUUUUUUUUUCCGUGAAAAUUAUUGUCAUGAUUUACCUGUGAUGCUUACUUGGUUUGUUGUUGAUUUUCUCUCUGUGAUAUGCAUUUAAACCAUUGCAUGUUUGCUGAAUGUUCUUGUUAUUGUCUAGCCUUUCUAGUGGUAUGUCUGCAUUUGAUAUUUAUGUCUGGCUCACUUGUAUAUUUAGUGUUGUUUCUGACUCUUCCUUUCUCUAGCUAUAGAAUUCUCUGUUUUCCUUGGUGACGGCUCUUAUUUUUAAUACGCUUUGAUUUUACAGAUUCAUCGCAGCAACAGUCAUAUGUAUCAGCAAGAUCUCUUAGCAGCAGUUAUGCCUGUGAAUCAGAUGUUUUGAAUAUCGAGGUUGAGCUCACUUUGACUUUGACAUAUGGGGGUAAUAUGGUUAGUCUGUGGAUGCUCUAGUAGAGUUAUUUACCCUUUUUCGUGUUCUUUUUUCAGGGUCCUCAAUCUCUGAACAUCAGUCAUGUUGCUAGAUCAUUUUCGUGGAUGGGCUCCCCUUGGAUGUGCCGGAGAAAAAGAAAACACUUUCCAUAGAAAUGGUGUUAAAAUUUCCGUGAGUUAAAAGGUCCCUUGUUUAUUGUUUACACUUGAGUAGUUUUGUUUAGUUUUUGAUUGUUAAUAUCCUUUCAGGUGUAUGAUUUUGUGUACGUUCUAGUUGAGGAAGGAAAAAGACUUGUUGCAUACUUGGAAGAUAUGUAUGAAGAUUCAAAUGGCAGUAAGAUGGUUGUGGUACGAUGGUUUCAUAAAAUUGAUGAGGUUGGUAUUAUUCUGCCUCACAAUUACAAUGAAAGAGAGGUUUUCUUCUCUCUUUGUCUGCAAGAUUUAAGUGUUGAAUGCAUAGACGGUUUGGCUGUCAUCCUCAGUUCUCAGCACUUCCAGAAGUUCCAGAGUGUGGCAGCACAUACUAGGAUGAACCCGUUCGUAUGCUACCAUCUGUUUGAAGAUGAUGAAGUAAAGCCCUUCAAUGUCACUAGAGUGAAAGGCUACUGGAACCAAUAAAUAGUGAAGCAUAUGUACCCUGUAUCUGGUUACAAAAAAGAUCAGGCAGAUUUGCAGCAGUUUGGUCACGAUGAUGAGGUCAGGCCUACAAAGAGGCAUUGUCGAUCCAGAGGUGAUAGUUUGCAUGCCCUUGAUCAACUGCAAAGAGUUAAGGAUAAGCACGACUUAUGUGGUAGUUUGCCCGACAGCAAAGUAGUCGAGUCCUGUCCUCCUGUAUGCGGAGGACAAACCGUUGCAUUGUUAUCCAAGACUGAGGUCAAGGCGAACCCUCAUCAGCAUCUGAAGGUUGGCCAUGAAGUUGAAGUGCUCUCACAGGAUAGUGGAAUUCGAGGAUGCUGGUUUAGGGCUAGAAUAAUUAAGAAGCAUAAGGAUAAAGUUAAAGUGAGGUAUGAUGAUAUUCAAGAUGCAUCUGAUGAAGCCAAAAAGCUGGAGGAGUGGAUGCUGGCAUCUCGAGUUGCUAAUCCUGACAAGUUGGGCAUCCGGAUAUCUGGAAGGAUAACUGUCCGUCCUGCCCCCGAGUUGGAUAAAGAUUGCCUGAUUGACGUCAAACCCGGAGCUGCUGUUGAUGUGUGGUGCAUGAUGGCUGGUGGGAAGGGAUUAUUGUUGAAAUGGAAUCUGAGCAGACAGUUCGUGUUCAUUUCCCAGGAGAGAAUAAGGAAGCAGUGUUUGUUCGUUCCGACUUGAGACAGUCUCAAGAAUGGUUAGGGAAAGGUUGGAUAAAACUCGAGGCAAGGCCUGAGAUUGUGGAUUCUAUUCCAUCUCGGUCAUUAAGCAAGCCUAUAGUGAGCCAACAAGUUGCUAGUAAGUUGGCUCAUCCUACAAUUUCUGAUCCGAUGCAUCAUCCCAGGAAAGUUGAAACCAGCAGCAGUGGCAAGUUAAGUUCUGAUCAGCAGCAUUCCAGAAAAGUUGAAACUGACAGUAGCAAGUUAUGUUUAGAUUCUAGAAGCGACGAUGAUAGAAAUGAAGAAUUGAAGAAAGUGGUUUUGGAUCUGUCAAAAGAUGAUUUUCUGACCCAACUCAGAUGGAAAUCCUCAAGGAAGAGAAGACGUGGUCCUGAUGGUGGCGGAACGCCUGCAUCUGACCUGAAUAUCAACCAGAAGAACAAGAGCACCAAAAUGAGUCUUCUAAACAUCCCCGGACCAGAUGCCAGACUUCUGAUUUCUAAUGCGUUGAGCAUUGACCAUGACAACCGCAAGUACACGAGAGAUUUGCUGUUUGCAUCCUCUGCUGUACAGCCUUUAACAAGCUUAGUGAUGUCAAGAUGAACGACACAUGUUUUGUUUCUUCUUGGGUUGCUGGAGUUGGGAGUAGCAGCAUCAUUGAACAAGAUGCUGGCUAUGUGCAAUGUUUAUCUCACUUGACGCAGGCUUGCAGCCUUUGGUACCUCAGUUGUCAGCAUUCCUGGAGCAGAAGUAAAUCUUUGUUAGCUAGCUACUAACCUUGUUGUAUUGUAUAGUCCCUGAUAGCCAUAGCCUUUCUGUAGGAGUUUGUUCUUGCUGCAGGGAAUAGAUAAAUCAGUUUUUGGAUGAGUUUCUAGUGUCCAAUUCCUGUAGCAUUUUGUACAUAAGCGCAAUCAUUGUUUAAUGAAAAUCGUGACAGCAUCCUUCCCUUAUUCGUUGUAGUUGCCUCAGUCUGUCCUUUCCUCUAUUUCGGUCGUCUGUUUUCUUUCCAGGGGUCCUUGCGCAAUGUUCCAUAAGUAGCAGGCUUAAUGGGUUGUCAAGCAACAGAGGAUAAUCUGAUUCAAGAUUAUUAUAUAGGGAGGCAAUAAGGUUUAAGGUUAUUG